Molecule: messenger RNA, 3774 nt
Organism: Dryobates pubescens (Downy woodpecker)
Lineage: Eukaryota; Metazoa; Chordata; Aves; Piciformes; Picidae
Gene: NOL6
Product: nucleolar protein 6
Exons: 26
Coding region: 1-3756 (1251 amino acids)
Biological process (GO): tRNA export from nucleus; rRNA processing
Cellular component (GO): small-subunit processome; CURI complex; UTP-C complex
Source: RefSeq, a predicted model, not a curated record
AUGUUCCCAGCCAGGACCAACAGGCCUGAAGUUUCCGUGUGGCUGCUCAGUCAUAAGUCUGUGCGGCCUGUGGCAGAACGGGACAUCUUAGCGGGACGAUCCUGGGUCCGUGCCCGAGACAGACCCGAGGGGCAGCGAGUCCGCCACGGGCCACCCUGCCGCCCCACCGCUCCGCGGAGCGCAGCCCGCGUUGCCGUCAAGUACCUGCAAUUGCUGCAAAACGCAGAGCUCGCAGCACGACCUGCCGCAAAGCGAGGUAGCACGGCGCCACCAGCAGCGUGCUCAAGGCAGCGCCGCUCCCUGGGCGGGGCGUUGGUUCGCGCAGCCAAUAGGGAGAGGGGCCCUGUGGCCGGCAGUGGCUCUCUGGAGGCGACGGAGACGGAGGAACAGGGUCGGGACCCUCCCGCCAGGGAUGCAGCGCGGGGCAGAAAGCGGCCCUCUCCGGCUGGGGCCGGAGCCCUGCAGCCGGUGAAGCUGAGCCGGGCCGAGCUCUACAAACCGCCGACCAGCGAGGAGCUUAGCCAGCUGAAGGAGACGGAGGAUCUCUUCCACUCCAGCUUACUCCGCUUGCAGAUAGAAGAACUUCUGAAGGAGGUGACAUUGAAGGAGACAAAGAAGAAGAUGAUUGAUGCCUUCCUUUAUGAAAUUAACAGCCUACUGAGUGCCAUCCCAGAGACCCCAGAAACUGAGCUCACUGACCAGGCCUGGCUCCCCAACGGUGUGAAGGUCCCGUUCCUGCAGGUACCUUUCAACGUGAAGGGGAGGUUCCGCUUUGUGCCGCCAACCGAGCUGAAGGUGGUGGGCAGCUACCUGCUGGGCACCUGCAUUAAGCCGGAGAUAAAUGUGGAUGUGGUGGUGACCAUGCCAAGGGAAAUUUUCCAGGACAAAGAUAACUUGAAUCAGCGCUACCACCGUAAGAGAGCUCUAUACCUGGCCCACAUUGCCCAUCACUUCUCCAAGGAGAAGCUCUUCGGGAGUGUGAAGUUUGCCUACAUGCACAGCAACCACCUCAAGCCCAUCCUUCUCCUGAGGCCUCAAGGCAAGGAUGAGAAAAUGGUCACUGUCCGAAUCCAUGCCUGUCCUGCUCCAGAUCUCUUCAAACCCAGCCGCUUCUAUCCCAGCAAGAAUAAUAUCCGGACAGCCUGGUUCAUGGAGCAGAGUACUUCCAAAGAAGGAACCACUGAGCCCCCUACUCCACACUACAACAACUCCAUCCUCUGUGACACAGUGCUUUUGUCACACUUGCACUUCUUGUCUAGUGCAGCCACUGACUUCCCAGGCAUGAAGGAUGGCCUGGCCCUUCUCAAAGUUUGGUUGAACCAGCGGCAACUUGGCAAGGGUUUGGGGUGCUUCAGCGGGUUCUUGGUCUCUAUGCUGGUUGCCUACCUGCUGAUGAAACGCAAGAUUGUGAAGAUGAUGAGUGGGUACCAGGUGCUGAGGAGUACCUUGCAGUUCCUGGCCACCACUGACCUGAGUGUGACGGGGAUCAGCCUAGCAAAGGACGUGGACACCUCUCUGCCUGCCCUCGAUGACUUCCACCAAGCAUUUGAAGUAGUCUUUGUGGAUCCCUCUGGGCUGGUGAACCUUUGUGCUGAUAUGACUGCCAGUGCAUACCACCAGGUCCAGUUCGAAGCCAAGCGUUCCAUGGAGAUUUUAGAUGAUCGGAUGGUGGAUGGCUUUCAGGUGCUGCUCAUGACUGCAAAGCCCAUGCUCAGAGCCUUUGAUCAUGUCUUCCACCUGAAGCAUGUCUCCAAGCUGCAGGGUGCCUGCAAGAAGAUGCAGCUGCUGAAUGAGCUGAUGGAUCGGGGUGGGAACUAUGUGGCUGCAGCCCUUCCCUUCAUUGUCUCGCUGCUGGUCCGUGGGCUGGCUGGGAGAGCACUGCUUGUGGCCCACUCAUUGCCUCAGACCCCUGAGUGGUCAAUUGAUGCUGAGCCCCCAAGACACAAGGAUGUUGGGCCUCUGAUGUUUGGGCUGCUAUUUGUCCCUGAGUUUGCUGCCAGUGCACUGGAGAAGGGACCACAGGCUGAUAACCCUGAGGCCUCAGACUUCCGGACCUUCUGGGGGGAGAAAUCGGAGCUGCGGCGGUUCCAGGACGGCAGCAUCUGUGAGGCAGUGGUGUGGGAGGCCAACACUAUCUGCCAGAAACGCCUCAUUCCUGAGCAGAUCAUCAAGCACCUACUGAAGCUCCAUGCAGACAUUCCCGAAUCUUCCAUCUGCUAUGCUGGAGCCCUGCUGGAGUCAGUGAUCAGGACUGGGCAAGAGGCAUCUGGGACUGGUGAGGAGGCCAUGGUCAGCGUUGUCUGCUCCUACGAUGACCUGAGCCGCAAGCUUUGGAACCUGAAGGGACUGCCACUGACGGUGACUGCAGUGCAGGGUGUCCAUCCAGCCCUCCGAUACACUGAUGUCUUCCCUCCCAUUCCCAUGAAGCCCAUUUAUUCCUCCCAUACCCGAAUGAGGACCAAGCGCUUGUUGCUUCCCUCAGAGGAGAAGCCCUGCCCAGCCUACAUAGCUCCUUUGAAGAUUGUCUGCCACAUGGAAGGCAGUGGCCAGUGGCCACAGGACAAGGAAGCCAUCAAGCGCAUCAAGGCAGCUUUCCACCUCCAGCUGGCUGAGCUUCUCCAGCAGCAGCAUCAGCUGGUUUGCAGACCUGCAGUCACCCACACUGAUGUGUACAAGGAUGGCUAUGUUUUCCGUCUGCAAGUAGCCUACCACCGGGAGCCACUGAUUUUGAAGGAAGUGGUCACCCCAGAAGGGAUGCUGAAGUACCAGGACACAGAGGAAUCUCGGCUGCUGGAGCUGGAGACGUUGCAUCUGCCCUACCUAACCAGUUCACUGCAUGGGCUUCAGCAGCAGCACCCAGUCUUUGGUAGCACUUGCCGGCUGGCCAAGCGCUGGGUCAGUGCCCAGCUACUGAGUGACGACAUCUCUGAGGAGUGUGUGGAUCUCCUUGUGGCAUUUCUCUUUCUCCACCCAGCCCCUUUCAUUCCACCCAGCUCUCCUCAGGUGGGGCUUCUGCGCUUCCUCGACUUGCUAGCAACCUUUGACUGGAAAAACAACCCUCUGAUCGUCAACCUCAAUGCUGGUCUUACAGAUGCUGACUGCACAGAGAUCAAGCACAAGUUUGUGGCUGCACGCUCACGCCUCCCUGUCAUGUUCAUUGCCACACCCAAAGACCGGUGGAGCUCCAUGUGGACCCAAGAGCGACCCUCAGCACAGAUCCUGCAGCGUCUCCUUGUGCUGGCCUCGGAGUCUCUCCGUACCCUGGAGGAGCAGCUCACGGACCCACUCAACAGCCAUGAUGUGAAGAUGGUCUUCCGCCCUCCUUUGGAUUUCUAUGAUGUCCUAAUCCAUCUGAAUCCAAACCAGAUUCCUCGACAGCUGGAGAGUGUGGACCGGCCAUUAAAGUUGUUUUCCCGGGGCAUGGUGAAGAACAGUGCUGCUGUGAAUAUCCUCUUCCCUGUGGUGGAUUAUGACCCUGUACAGUGCUACCUCCAGGAGUUGAGGGAUGCCUUCAGUGAUUUUGCCUUGUUCUUCUAUGACAAGCAUGGUGGAGAAGUGAUUGCAGUUUUGUGGAAGCCCUUGAGCUUUCAGCCUCAGCCUUUUAAGGUCUCCAGCAUGAAAGGAAGAAUGAUGACAACUCUGAACAAUGAACCAGUCUGCAUUCCCAAUGUGGAGGCAAUUCUGGAAGACUUUGAGGUUUUGGGAGAAGGUCUGGUCAAAAGCGUGGAAGCUCGUACAGAGAAGUGGAGUAUCUGAGGCCACUGAGACAUGUCA